Stegodyphus dumicola is the source of this 2865-nucleotide messenger RNA. RefSeq names its product lethal (2) giant discs 1 (gene l(2)gd1). NCBI's taxonomy places the organism in Eukaryota, Metazoa, Arthropoda, Arachnida, Araneae, Eresidae. Gene Ontology annotation, molecular function: DNA-binding transcription repressor activity, RNA polymerase II-specific. The record is from RefSeq and is a predicted model, not a curated record.
UGAGACUUAAAAUAAUACAAAACAACUGGGUUGGAAUCCCUGGAACUUUACAUGGAGCUAUGACACUAACUGCAUCAGACAGAGCCCGACCUAACUUUCAAAAACUUGCCAACCAUGCCUACAUCAGGCCCUUCAGGUGUGUUCUAAUCAGCAGGUCUCUCUUUAGGCCAGCAGCAGCGGUGACAGCACCCAGUCUUUGGUUAUGAAUCGUGCUGAUUAUGAUCUUAUUUCUCAUUUUAAUCUAUGCUGCUUGACAUAAAAUCUACCUGCUGUUUACUAAACCUGUUGACUGAGCAACUUGGCCUCUUUAAUAUUCCAAAUGUGGAUUUAAUGGAUGACAGUGAUGAGAGUGAAGUAGAUGAAAGUGCCCUUGAAUCUGAACUUGAAGCAUUGCUUAGUGGUAAAGUGGUUUCUAAACCAAAAAGAUCAAAACCAAAAGCCGAGCCUACUGUGGACAUAGAAAAAAUUGCUGAAAGUUUGCUUCAUGAUGAUGAUGGUGAGGAGGAAGAUGAAUCCAAUUUAUCUGCUGAUGAAGAUCUUUUGAAUGAGCUUCAAUUAAUUGCUACUGAAACUCCUCCAGAGGAACAUGCAACUGAAUGUUUACCAAAUGAACCUGAAAAGGAAACAUCAUCUGAAAAAUCACUUACUGAAGCAUGUGAUGGUUCAGUUGUUGCUGUUCUAGAAGAAAGGUUGAAUAUGUAUAAUGAAGCAAUUAAAGCUGCAAAAAUGAUAGGAGACAAUUCCAAAGUGCGUCGCUAUGAUAGAGCAGCAAAGACUUUAAAAAAGUUACUCAGUUCUGCAAAAUCUGGUGCCUCUGUCAGUGCUGAAGAUAUUCCGCCUGUGGUUAGUAUACCCAAAUCUCCACAGAAAAGAGCAACAGCAGUUUCAAGAGAUGUAUCUGAGCCGAAACCUUAUGUACCAGAACUAUCUGCCAUUGAUGUCACUGAACCUUCCCCAUCUCAACAAAGCAGUACUGGUCUAAUUUCUCCAGAAUUAAUUCAGAAUUCUAAUUUAUCACAGUCAGAAAGGCUUUCUUUAAGCCAGAAUUUAAUUGUGAGAAAAAAUCAAUACAAGAAGGCAGCUCUUCAAGCAAAGCGUGAUGGAGAUAAAAAUGCAGCAUUAGAAUACCUAAAAAUUUCAAAAAUGUGUGAUGCUCUGAUUGAGUCUUUGGAGCAAGGAGAAAUUGAUUCAACAGAGAUCCCUCCUCCACCUCCAGAUCCAAAUUCAAGCAGCAUAGUUAUCAAAACUGAUUCUCAGAAAAAGGGUCAUGAUGAGACCCAGACUUCAGCUGGAGGAGAAAUUUCUCUUAAUGAGCCAGAAGAUCCUGCAAUUUUUGAUGCUCCGCCACCUCCUACUACAAUUCUUGAAGCACUGCAACAAAGACUUGAGAAGUACACUAAGACGAAAGAAGCUGCUGAGUUGGAGAGAAACAGUGGGAAAGUUAGGCGACUUCAAAGAAUAAUCAAACAAUAUCAAGUGGCAAUCAGAGAUUUUAAAGCUGGGAAAGAAGUCAAUUUUGAUGAGCUCCCAACACCUCCAGGCUUUGCACCUAUACCUAUUGGUAAUCAAUCUUCUGUCCUAACAUUGGCUCCAAAGAAACCAGCAAGUCCUUGCACCCAGGAGCAAAAUAUUGACCCUGCUAAAUCUGCCAUCAAGAAAGUUGAAGAAAAGAGCACUCCAUCUGUUCCUCAAAGAAAACCAAAAGUUCAAAGAACAAAUACAGUAGUAGACAAACAACUUGAUUUUCUAUUAGAACGUCAGAAACUGUUUAGACAAGCAGCUCUUGAAGCUAAGAAAAAUGGAGACAUUCAACAAGCUAAAGAAUAUUUGCGUAUGAGCAAGGGGUUUGAUUCCAUGAUAGAAGCAACAAAAUGUGGUCUGCCGAUUGAUGCAUCAACUAUACCGACACCACCCCAGCUAGAAUCAGAAUUUGUGAUCAUCGAUGUAGCAGAAUGCAUUGAAAGUGAUAUAGGAAAUGCAGAAGAAACUUUCCAGACUUUAGAGAAAGACUUGUUGCACCAAAUUGAAGCUUGUACUAAAAAUAAGGAACACUUUCUUCGUCUUGGGGAUGUGUCAUCUGCAUCAAAAUUUGAAAAAUUUGGCUUAGAAUCAAAAAAGGAUCUUUUAGUAAUACAACAUCUGCGAAAAACUGGUGGUCUAGCACCAAAAUUUCAUUAUGAAACUCGACUUUUUUCAAUGGUUAAGUGCCAUACUGAUUUGGGAGAUAAUGACUUGGAAGUAACUGUUGAACGUGGUAUAAAUUUACCUGGGAAACCGGAUGACCUGGAUUCAUAUGUUAGACUUGAAUUUCCAAUACCUACAGAAGCUCCCCAGAAGGCAAAAACUCAUACAGUCCGUGACACUAAUAAUCCAGUUUUCCAAGAAGAAUUUAAAUUUGAAUUUAAUCGAAAAUCACGUUCACAAUUGCGUCAGUUUAAGAGGCAGUCACUGAAAUUAGAAGUUUGGGCUAAAGGAGGCUUCUUAAGAAGUGAUGUGCUUCUUGGAACAGCAAGUAUUAAAUUGGUAGACUUGGAAUCAGUAUGUUUAAUUCAUGAUUGUUUUAAUUUAAUGGAUGGUCGCAAAGCAUGUGGAGGCAAGCUGGAAAUUAAAGUCAGAAUAAGAGAACCAUUACUUACCAAGCAAGUUGAAGAAACCUGUGAGAAAUGGUUGGUUAUUGGUAGCUGAUAUUGGUUGCUGUGUAACCUGUCUUGUAGAUAUGUUUAAUUAAUGAAGAUAAAGCCAUGUAUAAACAAAAUUAUGAUUAUAAAUUUCAAAAUAGAUUUUUCUGCCAUGAUUACUGAAAAAUGAACUUUAUAUUCCUGUUAUAAAUUUGUUUUAAUAAUAAAUUUAGGAAAUACAUAAAAA